Didymodactylos carnosus is the source of this 627-nucleotide messenger RNA. The record is from the annotation of a GenBank genome assembly. NCBI's taxonomy places the organism in Eukaryota, Metazoa, Rotifera, Eurotatoria, Philodinida, Philodinidae.
AUGGGGGUUUGUACAUGUUUUCAUAUAAAUACAUUUGCGACCAAUUUUUAUCGAAACAAUUUGAAAUUAAAAAUGGAGGAUGAUGAUUAUGAAAGAGCAGUACGUAACGCAGUGCCUAUUACUAGCUGGUUGAAAAGAUUGCUUCCGUAUGAAAAGGAUCUUUUUGAUCAUGGCGAACUGAAGAAUAUUACACAUGAUGGAGCAAGUGCAGUAUGGUUGGAGUCGCCGUCUACCAUUCCAAAACCAGGACAGACAAAUGUCUACAGACCGAUGGGUGAUAUUGAAGCAAAAUAUUUAGUAGCUAAUGGUCAACUUCCGAACACUCAACCGUAUCAAGCAAUCAUUGAAGGACAAGAGGGAAGAGAAUAUGCAAAUAAAUACUUGACAGGAAAAAAAUGGACAAAAACUCAUCCAACAACAAUUGUUGAAUUUACUUCACCAAUCGAAUUAAUAGAAACUUUAAAAAAGAGACAAAUCAAAGUGGAAGAUGGAGCGAUGUCUAUGGGAUUGGGAAACAAAGCAGGAAAAGGUUUGGACAUUUUUAAUGAAAAGAUGGAUGAUCCACCCGUCCUGCUUGGAUCGUAUGGUUUGGAGAAAGUUUGGGACGGACGCGACAAGCCGUUUUAA